Messenger RNA from Sycon ciliatum, 1110 nucleotides. RefSeq names its product trophinin-like. Lineage: Eukaryota; Metazoa; Porifera; Calcarea; Leucosolenida; Sycettidae. The transcript has a single exon. Bases 1 to 1110 code for a protein of 369 amino acids. The record is from RefSeq and is a predicted model, not a curated record.
AUGUUUUCCAGUUGGGCUGUGUUCACUGUGGCUGUGUUCACUGGGGCUGUGUUCACUGUGGCUGUGUUCACUGUGGCUGUGUUCACUGUGGCUGUGUUCACUGUGGCUGUGUUCACUGUGGCUGUGUUCACUGUGGCUGUGUUCACUGUGGCUGUGUUCACUGUGGCUGUGUUCACUGUGGCUGUGUUCACUGUGGCUGUGUUCACUGUGGCUGUGUUCACUGUGGCUGUGUUCACUGUGGCUGUGUUCACUGGGGCUGUGUUCACUGUGGCUGUGUUCACUGUGGCUGUGUUCACUGGGGCUGUGUUCACUGGGGCUGUGUUCACUGUGGCUGUGUUCACUGUGGCUGUGUUCACUGUGGCUGUGUUCACUGUGGCUGUGUUCACUGUGGCUGUGUUCACUGUGGCUGUGUUCACUGUGGCUGUGUUCACUGUGGCUGUGUUCACUGGGGCUGUGUUCACUGUGGCUGUGUUCACUGUGGCUGUGUUCACUGGGGCUGUGUUCACUGUGGCUGUGUUCACUGUGGCUGUGUUCACUGGGGCUGUGUUCACUGGGGCUGUGUUCACUGGGGCUGUGUUCACUGGGGCUGUGUUCACUGUGGCUGUGUUCACUGUGGCUGUGUUCACUGGGGCUGUGUUCACUGUGGCUGUGUUCACUGUGGCUGUGUUCACUGUGGCUGUGUUCACUGGGGCUGUGUUCACUGUGGCUGUGUUCACUGUGGCUGUGUUCACUGGGGCUGUGUUCACUGUGGCUGUGUUCACUGGGGCUGUGUUCACUGGGGCUGUGUUCACUGUGGCUGUGUUCACUGUGGCUGUGUUCACUGUGGCUGUGUUCACUGGGGCUGUGUUCACUGGGGCUGUGUUCACUGUGGCUGUGUUCACUGGGGCUGUGUUCACUGUGGCUGUGUUCACUGUGGCUGUGUUCACUGUGGCUGUGUUCACUGUGGCUGUGUUCACUGGGGCUGUGUUCACUGGGGCUGUGUUCACUGUGGCUGUGUUCACUGUGGCUGUGUUCACUGUGGCUGUGUUCACUGUGGCUGUGUUCACUGGGGCUGUGUUCACUGGGGCUGUGUUCAUACUAAAAAACUACAAUGUAUACUCUACAUUGUAG